Molecule: messenger RNA, 2431 nt
Organism: Zophobas morio
Lineage: Eukaryota; Metazoa; Arthropoda; Insecta; Coleoptera; Tenebrionidae
Gene: E(z)
Product: histone-lysine N-methyltransferase E(z)
Exons: 10
Coding region: 156-2390 (744 amino acids)
Biological process (GO): heterochromatin formation
Cellular component (GO): ESC/E(Z) complex; nucleus
Molecular function (GO): chromatin binding; histone H3K27 methyltransferase activity; protein binding
Source: RefSeq, a predicted model, not a curated record
CGACUACCGCGCAAUCGCCAUCUGCCAUUGUUACUAAUUUAAGGUUAUGUUUUUAGUUUUGUGUUUAUUGAUUUUGAGUUGAAAAACUAGGAAAAUGAAAUAAAACCCAGCCAAAAUUUUGCUUUCUUUCGUUGGUCCGGAUAAAGGGGAGCAGAAUGUCGAAAGUGAAAGUGAGCAACGAGUGGAAGCGCCACGUGAAACAGGAGUACAUCCGACUGAGGCAACAAAAGCGGUACAAGAGGGCCGACGAGGUGAAGUUGGCCUGGAAUCAGAACAGGAUGAAGAUGACGGAGAGCUUGAUAGCGGAGCAGAAGAGGUGGACGGACAGCAAGGCUUGCUGGGUGCCUCUUCCGGACAUCCCCUCACAUGUGACUUGUAUGAAGAAGGCCGAAGUGAUAGGGAAUGAAGAUGAUAUAGGAGCGGGGGACAUCCAGGUAACACCCAUCCGCAUAAUCAACGCCGUGACGCCCAUCCCGACCAUGUACACGUGGGCACCCAUCCAGCAGAACUUCAUGGUAGAAGACGAAACGGUCCUCCACAAUAUCCCAUACAUGGGCGACGACCUGCUCGAUCAAGACGGUACUUUCAUCGAAGAAUUAAUCAAGAACUACGACGGUAAAGUCCACGGUGAUCGGGAGUCGGGGUUCAUCGACGACGAAUUAUUCGUGGAACUCGUGCACGCUCUGAUGCAGUACCAAGAACCAGACAAACCGGAGAAGAAAGACAAAGACAAAGACAAGAAUAAAGAAGACGAGAAGAAAAAGGUUCCGGAUUUUCCGGCGUAUAUUAUUUUUCAAGCGAUAUCGUCGCAGUUUCCGGAUAAAGGAGACCCGGAAGAAUUGAGGGAGAAGUACAUUGAGCUGACUGAGCGGACUGACCCCAACGCGCCCCCCGAGUGUACCCCCAAUAUCGACGGUCCUAAUGCGGCCUCGGUGCCUCGAGAGCAAACCAUGCAUUCGUUUCACACUUUGUUCUGUCGGCGGUGCUUCAAAUAUGACUGUUUUUUGCAUCGUCUACAAGCUUGCCACCCCGGCCCUAACUUACAAAAACGCCGAGGCCCCGACCUUAAACCCUUCACGGAGCCCUGCAGCCCCGACUGCUACAUGCUACUCGACUCCGUCAAGGAAAAAAUGGCCGCUAAAGCCAAACAAGAAGAAGAAGCCAAAGGUAAGUCCAACGCCGAAGCCGGCCCUUCGAGCGAAGCCAAAAGCAACGGCAGCGGAAACGGCAACGGCAACGGCAACGGCAACUCCAACCCGCGCAAAGUGUGCAAGCAACAGAGCGUGGACUCCGGCAACGAAGCCAGCUCCGAGGACAGCAACGACAGCAACAAGUACAAAGAAAAGCCCAAAAAAAUCUUUUCCAUAGACGCGAACGACCAGGACCAAGUCUCCACGACGACGAACUUCAGCCUCCUGGGGCUGAUGGGCGCCAACGACCACAAGGAGUGGACGGGCUCGGACGAGAGUCUGUUCAGGGGGAUACACAAGAUCUUCUUGAACAAUUAUUGCGCGAUCGCGCAGAUCAUGCUGACGAAGACGUGCCAGCAAGUGUACGAGUUUGCGCAGAAGGAGGACGCGGGGGUGCUGGACGAGGAGACCAUGAGGGAUUACACGCCGCCGAGGAAGAAGAAGAAGAAGCACAGGUUGUGGUCGGUGCAUUGCAGGAAGAUUCAGCUGAAGAAGGAGUCGAAUAGCAAUCACGUGUAUAAUUUUACGCCGUGUGACCACCAGGGGAGCUGCGACGUGCAGUGUCCGUGCAUUGGGGCGCAGAAUUUCUGCGAGAAGUUCUGCCAGUGUAGCUCUGAUUGUCAGAACAGGUUCCCAGGGUGUCGCUGCAAAGCCCAAUGUAACACCAAACAGUGCCCCUGCUAUUUGGCGGUCCGAGAGUGCGACCCAGAUCUUUGUCAGACGUGCGGUGCCGACCAAUUCGACAUCUCCAAGAUCACGUGCAAGAACGUGAGCGUCCAAAGAGGAUUGCACAAACACUUGCUGAUGGCGCCUUCCGACGUCGCCGGCUGGGGCAUCUUCCUCAAGGACAGCGCCCAAAAGAACGAGUUCAUUUCAGAGUAUUGUGGAGAAAUCAUCUCGCAGGACGAGGCGGACAGAAGAGGCAAAGUGUACGACAAAUACAUGUGUAGCUUCUUGUUUAAUCUAAAUAAUGAUUUCGUUGUUGAUGCUACACGCAAAGGAAACAAAAUUCGGUUCGCCAACCACUCGAUCAAUCCUAACUGCUACGCCAAAGUCAUGAUGGUCAACGGAGACCACCGAAUCGGGAUCUUCGCAAAGAGGGCGAUCCAACCCGGCGAAGAGCUCUUCUUCGAUUACAGAUACGGACCGACCGAACAGCUCAAAUUCGUCGGAAUAGAACGAGAAAUGGAGUUUUUGUAAUUGUUUUUUCAUGUUUUAUUUAAAUAAAAUUAGGUUUUUAA